Eimeria tenella is the source of this 1959-nucleotide messenger RNA. RefSeq names its product chitinase class I, putative. Bases 1 to 1959 code for a protein of 652 amino acids. Lineage: Eukaryota; Apicomplexa; Conoidasida; Eucoccidiorida; Eimeriidae. Gene Ontology annotation, biological process: cell wall macromolecule catabolic process; chitin catabolic process. The transcript is spliced from 6 exons. Gene Ontology annotation, molecular function: chitinase activity. The record is from RefSeq and is a predicted model, not a curated record.
AUGAAGUUCCUAGUGCAUGCUACUGCAGCAGCAGCUGCUGUAGGCGUAGCAGUGGCUGCAUCUGUUGCUGCAGCGGGGAGUCCAGAAGGAUCUCUGGCAGCUCUGCAGCUGUCUGAGGCAGCAGCUGCAGCGGCAGCAGCAGCAGCAACGGCAGCAGUAGCAGAGGAGGAGGACGCGCUUUUCCCCGAGGCCAAUUGCCCUUCUUACCCGAAUGCAGAUUCCGAAUUUGAAAAGGCGGUGUCGGUGGGGCGCCUCGAGGAGCUCUUUCGUCGGCUGCCGCCUGGGGGCUCUUACAGAGGCAUUCCUUUGAACAGCAGCAGCAGCAGCGGGGAGACAGCAGCAGCACUUGUGCACAAACACAUUGCCUGCGCUUUGGCGCAGCACGAGGACUUCAACGGGGUUUUCGGCGGGGGAGGCAGAAGUCCUGUGGGCAAGGCACUUUUCACGGGUCUCCAGGAAUUUGCUGCUUUUAUUUCGUAUGCUCUUUUUCGGACAAACUUCUUCAGGACAUUUAAAGAAGACACUCCUCUCAGACACUGCGAGCAAACAGCAGAGGCCCCCUGCGCCGAGGGUGCCUCUUAUGCGGCAAGAGGGCCUUUUGGGCUGCAGGGCAGUGCUGCGUACGCGGCCUUUGGAGAGUUUGCUGUAUCUGACAGCAGCAAACUGCUGACACAGCCAGACCUUUUGGGAAGACAAGAUGUAGCUGAUUGGGUCUCCGCGUUGUGGCUGUGGACAAGAGACCGAGGCUACGGCGAGGAGUGCGCGCGGUGGCCUCUGGGACGCGGCCUGACCUCACCCCACAAGGCUUUGCAGUCUUGGGACUUUUCAAUUGUGGGGUCUGAGGUGUCUCCGCUGCUGCAGGCAGCAGUUGACUACCCCACAGAUGCUGCUUCUCUUGCUGCAGCAGCAAACCCGUUCGGGGGCCUCGGCCUGGCGCUCUCGCUGCUGCUGGGAGAAGCUGCCUGCUGCCCUGCUGCUGUUGGGGACUUGAGAAGGUCCCAACAGGACUUAAAUAACUUCCCGCGGCAGCAGCCAGUAAGCGUUCACCAGCCAGGAAGCACGGCCGGUGACGCCGCGGGCCAGCAGCAGCAGCUGCAGCAGCAGCAGCAGCAGCAGCAGCCGGCAAGCCUCCCGCCUCCAACGCAGCAGCAGCAGACGAUGGCGCUUUUCGACUCUAUUAUGUCGGGCCGGGGGCCUGUGAUGCUGCAGCAAAAGCAAGCAGCAGCAGCAGCAGCAGGAGCAGCAGCAGCGAGCUUGGGGCAGCCGAUCUUUGGAGCAGCAGCAGCAGCAGAAAGGCCCCUCUCAGUGCUUUCUGGGGCUCGUAUUUUGCUGCCUCCCAACGGGCCCCGGGGAAACGCUUAUCCUUUGCCAGUUUCUUCUCCGCUGCUGGCAGCACAGUUUGAAGGUCUUUAUUUAUCAGUUUUGUCGCUGCUGCUGCCUCCGCGGCCUUUUGCUGCAGCAGACACGAGCAGCAGCGCGGAAGCAGCAGCAGCACCAGACGAGGCCCUCGCCGUGCCAGAUCCGCUGCAGCCGCAGGCGCUGCUGCCGCUGCCUGGGGCGGUGGACUGCAGUGCAGCAGCACUGCAGCAGCAGCAGCAGCAAGGAGACGGCGACGCGCCAGAAGCAGCAGCAGCAGCAGCAUACCAACUCUUUUGCCACUCGCUCGUAAGAGGCUGCCCCGCCAUCAGCAGCUGGGGAGCAGCGGCAGCAGCAGCACAAGGGGACCCAAAAGAAGAAACAGAAGAAGCAAAAAGACAAAGAGCCGCAGACACAACAGACUGCAGCUUUGGCUGCUACGCAGCACAAGACGCUCAGCAAGUGCUUUCCGGGAGGCAGUCUGCUGCUGCUGCUGCUGCUGCUGCUGCUGCUGCUGCUGCAGCACCUGCUGAGGGGGUUCUCCAGCAGUCAAGCAGCUACAUAAGCAAAAAGGGCAUUGGAUGUGCUUUCUUUUGUCAGUAG